Molecule: messenger RNA, 1884 nt
Organism: Lycium ferocissimum
Lineage: Eukaryota; Viridiplantae; Streptophyta; Magnoliopsida; Solanales; Solanaceae
Product: vetispiradiene synthase 3-like
Exons: 7
Coding region: 59-1714 (551 amino acids)
Biological process (GO): diterpenoid biosynthetic process
Molecular function (GO): terpene synthase activity; magnesium ion binding
Source: RefSeq, a predicted model, not a curated record
AAAACCUAACAUUCGAAUAAGUUUUCAGAUUUUGCAAGUAUACCAAAAUAUAGCAACAAUGACUUCAUUGGCUGCAAAUGUAAACCAUGAAGAUGGUAUUUUUCGACCAGAGGCUAAUUUUUCUCCUAGUCUUUGGGGAAAUAUUUUUAGCUAUUCUACUAUGGAUAAUCAGGUAUCCGAGAAAAAUAUAGAGGAGAUUGAGACCUUGAAAGAAGAAGUCAAGCACAUGAUAAUAAGUACUACUAACAAUGCCACCAUAGAGAAAAUACAUUUGAUUGACACUCUUGAACGCCUUGGUAUUUCGUAUCACUUUGAGGAGGAGAUUGAAGAUCAAAUAAGCAAGAUGUUUGAUCUAAAUGUCAUCCAUGAAGAGGAUGAUCUAUACAAGGUUGCUCUAUAUUUUCGAUUGUUUAGGCAACAUGGCUAUCCGGUCUCUUCUGAUCAUUUCAAUCAAUUCAAGGGCAGCAAUGGAAAAUUCAAGGAAACUCUACUUACAGAUGCAAAGGGUCUGCUAAGUCUGUAUGAAGCGGCACAUGUUAGGGGACAUGAGGAUGUCAUAUUAGAAGAGGCCCUUAUUUUGGCAACAUCUCAUCUUGAAAGUAUAGCAUCUACCUUAGAUUCUACUCUUGAGAAACAAAUAACACAUGCCCUAAUGCAAUCUCUUCAUAGAGGCAUCCCAAGAGCUGAAGCACACUUUUACAUUUCAAUAUAUGAGAAUGUGGAUUCAAGAAAUGAAAAGCUACUGAGGCUUGCAAAACUAGAUUACAAUUUGUUGCAAAUGCUACACAAGGAAGAGCUUAGAGAACUCACAUUGUGGUGGAAAGAUUUGGAUCUUGCGUCUAAACUUUCUUAUGUCAGAGACAGAAUGGUGGAAUGCUUUUUUUGGACCGUAGGCGUGUACUUUGAACCUCAAUACUCUAGAGCUCGGAUUAUGCUUGCGAAAUGCAUAGCUAUGAUUUCAGUUAUUGAUGAUACAUAUGACUCUUAUGGUACUCUUGAUGAACUAGAAGUAUUCACAGAAGCGGUGGACAGGUGGAAUGUAAGUGAAAUGGAUCGACUGCCAAAUUAUAUGAAACCGAUAUAUACAAUUCUUCUCGAUCUCUUCAAGGAGUAUGAAAUCGAGGUCAGAAAACAAGAUAGAUUCAAUGGAGUUUAUUACGUCAAAGAAGCGAUGAAAGAAAUCGUGAGGAGUUACUAUAUAGAAGCUCAAUGGUUCAUCGAAGGAAAAAUUCCAUCAUUUAAAAAGUACCUAAGCAAUGCACUGAUCACCGGAACUUAUUACCUACUAGCACCAGCAUCAUUACUGGGCAUGAGGUCAGCAUCAAAGACCGCAUUUGAUUGGAUGAUGAAUAAGCCUAAAAUUCUUGUGGCUUCAGCAUUAAUUGGUCGAGUCAUUGAUGACAUAGCUACUUAUAAGAUUGAGAAAGAAAAAGGACAACUUAUCACGGGGAUAGAAUGUUAUAUGCAAGAGAACAAUUUAUCCGUGGAAGAAGCGAGUGCAGAACUUUCUGAAAUAGCUGAAAAUGCGUGGAAGGAUUUGAACAAAGAGUGCAUUAAGCCUACUUCUAUGCCAGCUGAAAUAUUAAUGCGUAUUGUGAACCUCACACGUCUGAUUGAUGUUGUUUACAAGAACAAUCAAGACGGAUAUAGUAAUCCAAAGAAUAACGUGAAGUCUGUGAUUGAAGCCUUACUCGUCAAUCCCAUCAAUAUCUAGGGAACCUUUGAUAUUCACGAGUUGACAUGAAAGAUGGUCAUUAACGAAAUAAGUUGAUACAAAUAAUUGUUGUACUUUAUUCAAUAAUUUCAUAAAUAAGUAGUUUGUAAUCCACCAUAUUUUCUUUAUCAAGUAAAUUUAAAAUUAAAUUCCAAUUAUUUUGUUUCCUG